Rotaria sp. Silwood1 is the source of this 567-nucleotide messenger RNA. The record is from the annotation of a GenBank genome assembly. NCBI's taxonomy places the organism in Eukaryota, Metazoa, Rotifera, Eurotatoria, Philodinida, Philodinidae.
AUGAGCGAUUUAAUUUCACAAGUUGAUAGUCAUCUUUCACAUGAUUCUCCAGAUGUGUGUGUAUUAUCAAUUGUUCCAAUACUUUCCUGUACAUUGGCUGAUUCAACUGAAACAACAUCAGAAACUACUGAUAGUAUUCCAAAAACAAUGCGAAAUAAAUUUUAUGUAAAUAUAAAAACUUAUGAAUCAAAGUGGUCGGGUCAAUGUAUAUUAUGUAAUAAAAUUCAAUAUGAUAGUAAAGGUGUAACAUCCAACUUCAAUCGACAUGUAAAAACCCAACAUAAACAAGAGUAUCGAGAAUGGUUUGCUCAGUUAAAUCAAUCUAUUAACAAAGACCAGAAAAAAAUAUCUGACGUAUUUAUUAAAGAUAAUGAAACAAGAACAUCACCAUUCUCAAAAUCUUAUUAUAAUAAUAAUCAUCCACGACAAACUCAAUUAUCUAAAUCUAUUGUAGAAAAUCUUAUCAUUGAUCUUGGUUUACCACUAUCAAUAGUUGAACGUCCCGCAUUUAUCAAAUUCAUGAAUACAAUAGAUCCAAAGUUUACUAUGACUUGUGACUUGACUUGA